Bombina bombina (fire-bellied toad) is the source of this 4446-nucleotide messenger RNA. It is a transcript of the gene EZR, whose product is annotated as ezrin. The coding region runs from base 158 to 1915 and encodes 585 amino acids. The transcript is spliced from 14 exons. The record is from RefSeq and is a predicted model, not a curated record. Gene Ontology annotation, biological process: regulation of cell shape; positive regulation of early endosome to late endosome transport; positive regulation of protein localization to early endosome. Gene Ontology annotation, cellular component: plasma membrane; apical part of cell; filopodium. Gene Ontology annotation, molecular function: cell adhesion molecule binding; actin binding. NCBI's taxonomy places the organism in Eukaryota, Metazoa, Chordata, Amphibia, Anura, Bombinatoridae.
GCCAUAUUACAGCCAGAGGGGAGGAGAGAGGAGCACCUAACAGAGAGCAGCAAAGACAGGGCACCCUCAGAGGGACACGAAUAAGGAUCUGGUAAUAAGAAACAACAAAAAGGAUAUUUCUUUUCUUCUUUAGAGAGGAUUACAAACAGAGACAAAAAUGCCUAAACCGGUUAAUGUUCGUGUGACUACCAUGGAUGCUGAGCUGGAAUUUGCCAUUCAGCCCAACACAACUGGCAAACAGCUAUUUGAUCAGGUGGUUAAGACAGUGGGCCUACGAGAGGUCUGGUACUUUGGCUUGCAGUACGUGGAUACUAAGGGAUUCCUCACAUGGCUGAAACUUGAUAAAAAGGUCUCAGCACAGGAGGUUCGAAAAGAGAACCCUCUUCAAUUCAAAUUCCGUGCCAAGUUCUUUCCUGAAGAUGUUUCUGAAGAGCUCAUUCAAGAUAUUACCCAAAAACUCUUUUUCUUGCAAGUCAAAGAUGGCAUUCUGAGCGAUGAGGUCUACUGUCCGCCAGAGACGGCUGUACUCCUAGGGUCAUAUGCUGUUCAAGCAAAGUUUGGAGACUACAGUAAAGAUGUUCAUAAGUCUGGGUACCUGAGCUCAGAACGCCUUUUGCCACAAAGAGUCCUGGACCAACACAAACUUUCCAGAGAACAGUGGGAGGAGAGGAUUGAGGUUUGGCACUCAGAACACCGUGGUAUGUUGAAGGAGGAUUCCAUGCUAGAAUAUCUCAAGAUUGCUCAAGACCUGGAGAUGUAUGGAAUUAACUACUUUGAAAUUAAAAACAAAAAGGGGACAGACCUUUGGCUGGGAGUGGAUUCUCUAGGCUUAAAUAUUUAUGAGCAUGAUGAUAAGUUGACUCCAAAGAUUGGUUUUCCUUGGAGUGAAAUUAGGAACAUUUCCUUCAAUGACAAGAAGUUCAUCAUCAAACCAAUCGACAAGAAAGCACCUGACUUUGUGUUCUAUGCACCACGUCUCAGAAUUAACAAGCGUAUCCUUCAGCUCUGCAUGGGUAACCAUGAGCUGUACAUGCGCCGCAGAAAGCCUGACACUAUUGAGGUGCAGCAGAUGAAGGCACAGGCUAAGGAGGAGAAACUUCAGAAACAAUUGGAAAGACAACAGUUGGAAAAUGAAAAGAAAAAAAGAGAAGCUGUUGAGAAAGAAAAGGAACAGAUGCUGAGAGAAAAGGAGGCACUGAUGCUCAGGCUACAUGACUAUGAGGAACAGACCAAGAGGGCAGAAAGAGAGCUGUCAGAGCAGAUCCAAAGAGCCAAGGAACUGGAAGAAGAAAGGAGGAGAGCUCAUUUGGAAGCAGAACGAUUGGAAGCUGAACGAUUAGCUGCUCUUCGUGCCAAAGAGGAACUGGAGAGGCAGUCUUAUGACCAGCUGAAGAACCAGGAGCAACUGGCUUCAGAGCUAGCAGAAUAUACAGCCAGGAUUUCCCUGCUGGAAGAAGCAAGAAUAGCCAAAGAACAAGAGGCAGGAGAGUGGCAACUAAGGGCCCAUGAAGCUCAGAAUGACUUGCUAAGAACCAAAGAAGAGCUGCAUAUGGUAAUGAGUACCCCACCUCUUCCCCCGCCACCAGUAUAUGAGCCCGUCAGGGAAUACGUUCAGGAAAACCUGCAGAAGGACGGCAUGGAAUACAGCUACAGUGCAGAACUUAACAAUGACGACUUUUAUGAUGACCGCAAAGAGGAGAACCGAAUUACAGAGGCAGAGAAAAAUGAACGUGUACAGAGGCAGCUAAUGGCUUUGACAAAUGAACUUUCUCAAGCACGAGAUGAUACAAAGAAGACACACAACGAUUUGCUGCACACAGAAAACGUUAAAGUGGGACGCGACAAGUACAAAACGCUAAGGCAGAUUCGUCAGGGCAACACUAAGCAGAGAAUUGAUGAAUUUGAAGCCAUGUAAUGAGUCUUGAUGCUGUCAACAGAAAUGGGCAGAUUUUAAAAGCUGGUUUUUUUUUUAGGGGUCUCUGCAUGAUAUUUUUAUUUUUGACCCUUCUUGGCUACAGAAGCACCCUUGAAAAAAAUUAAAAUCAAAAUCAUUACUUUUUCUCCGCUUUUUUUUUAUUUCUCUUUAGAACAACAUGCCAGCGUGAAGCAGUUCUUAGCUUCAUUAUGGGGCCAAAAUGCAUUACAGUUGCCAUAUGCAACCACAGCAUUUUUGCACCAUGAAAUUAUUUAAGUAACUUUUUUUUAUAAGUAAUAAUGUGUUCAGCAGUAACACUAAAAACAAAAGUAGGUACUAGUUAAUAUUGUUGUGCCAAACGGCCUUCUCUUAUAAUAUAAAGCGGGAAACAAAGAACUAAAUAUAUUUUUUAGGCUUGAUUUUAAUUUGAUAAACUCAUUUGUUAGUUCUAGACUAUGCAUACACAUAUGCAGAUGGUAUUUUUUUUUUCAUUGUAAUCAUAUUGGUGUACACCAUUGAUUAAAGAUUUCCUGGGUGAAUUUUGUGCCAUACAUUUUUUGUAAUCUUUCGGUGCAUACUAGCAAACAUGCAAGAUCAGACAUUUAUGUGUUAAAAAUCCAAGAGAAACAAAACAACCUUGCUAAAUAUGCUUUUAUUAUAAUUUAGGCAUUUCAUCAAAAUCAAAUCACAGAUAUCAUCUAUAAUAUUUUUGCAGGAUAUUUAAAUAUAGUCCAGUUUCAAAUAUUGUUUAACAUUUGGUAUCAACGAUAUUUUAUCCAGUCUAGAUAAUGACUCAUGUUUCUGCUGUAUAUUAUAUGUGUGCAAAAAUAUCCUUUUAAUUUAAUACUUUUUUGGAAUUAUAUAUUGUUAAGACCAAAUCUGAUCAUGUUAAUACAAGGAGAUUCUAUGAUUCUAUUACAGAAAUGUGUACAGCUGUUUUCCAAAAGGUAACACAACCAACGCACAUUUCGCUUUCCCUCUACAGUGAAUGAUUGCCAAACAUCCCACUCAGCAGAUAUGUUAAAAUAUUUAUAUAAAUACAUAAAAAGCUCAUGAGUUCACAUACUAAAGUUUAGCUUCCUGUACAUAUUUUUUUGAGCUGAUGCAUCAUCUCCACUGUUAAAACUAUUCAUGUGUUAGAAAGAAACUUGCUUUUUUUCCCCAACACAGAUUAUAUAUGGUAUGGUGGAGGUUUAGAACUAGUUUGUCCUUAUGCCUUUUCCAUAAUUUGAAAGUCAUUAAAGAAGAGAUUAAGACAAGACCUUGAAAUUAAAAUACAAUUUUUUAUUUUUUAUUAAUUUUACAUAAAAAAAUACACCUAAGUUUUGAUUUGAGAAACUGAUUUCUCUAGCAGUGGACUAACAUGCACAGGUAGCCGAUUACUACAAAAAAAGUAGUAGUUUUUCAUUUCUUUGUAAAAGUCCACCAGUUGAUGAUAAAUCUAAACUACCCACUAGGUUUUAAAACCUUGUUUAACCACUUUAUGGCAUUUGGAGGAAUCUGCUGAAUCUUUUACAGAGUUACAAUAUAAGAAAUAUUUCAUAUUAAUCACUAAUCAAGCAUAGAAUUUAGUAUUUAUGUAUUAAUAAGAUAGUAAAACCUACAUUUUUUUAAUGUAUUAGAUAAAAAGGGAAAUGUUUGUAUUGUAUAUUUUUGUUAUUUUCUCAGAUUAUUAAAAAUAAACUGCAUAUGUAAAAUAAAUUGACUUAGCCAAUUCAAAUUGAUUUGCUGUAGGGAUGUUUGCUUAAAGAAUUCUUAUUAAACUAAAUUGUAGGUGUACAUGCAUAUCAUUUGAUUCACUUUCUUAUACAUCAUUGUUUUCUUGCAUUAUUUUAAAUAUGUGACAGUAUUGUUUCAGGCUGCAGUUAUAAAGGGUCUGUUAUCUUUGUUUUUAUCAUUUUUUUAUAUUUAUGCUAUCAGCGCAAGAGAAAAUAAAUAAAUCACAUUUCUGUAAUUAAAUUUUAUGAUGGAUCAGUCUUGGAUAGUUUGUUGCUGCUUGACUAUAAAUAAACUAUUGUAAAAAAAAAACAAAAAAAACACUCUUAACAAUAACACUUUGAUGACAGUGACACAAUAAGGUUUGCAGGUUUUGCCAUAUUCUUUGUAACACAAUAUAAAAGGCUAUAAAGGAUGUAAAAGUCAUAUCUUUGGUUCAAAUUUUAUUUUUGGUAAAAUGGUCCUGUUUAUUGAAGUAAUUGUUAAAUUGUAAUGGCUAUAUAAGUUAAAAUACCACUUGGUAAUUGUAAGUUCAUUAUUUAUGUUGAAAAAUAACAAAUGAUGGGCUGGGUUUUGUGAGACUAUUUUCAUCUCAUACUGGAUAUUCAAUAUUCCACCACUUGACAUAAUAUAACAGCAAUGCAGUGUAAAUAAAAACUGAUGUUUGUUCCUAUUAACUGAACAUUGUGUUAGAAAACACUCAUCUUAUUGGGGGAAAGCAAAGCUCAAACUGUUUUAGUGCUAUCUGAAAAAAAAUCUAAUUAAAGCAACACAAGAAAUGGAUGCAGACAAUUAAAAAUUGUAUAAUUUUUAAA